GCUCAGUGCCUGCCAGGCUGGCUGGCUGUGUUCUAAGAACAAAGAAGGCAGCAGGCUUGCAAGUUCUAGUUGCAGCUACUUGGGCACAUGCAAUGAUCAGAAGACUGGAGAGAACUUGCUGGAUCUGAUAUUCAAAGACUUGAGGCUGUGCAGCAGGUGAAUUUCACAGCAGUUGAAGUACAGGGCAGGCAGCUCCUUUGUGUGAGAAGGAGGUUUCAGCCAUUUUAGAGAAGAACGAGGGCCCAGGAGUGAGGAAGCCAGAAGGCUCACCUACCCUCUCCACAAUCUAGAAAAAGGAAAUUGCCACCCCUACCUUUCCUGCCGGGAUCCCAGGUCUUGAAGGGACCGCCCACAGCCUUGCAGAUCCUUGCCUUCCAGGGUUGUGCAUUUGCCACGCCCUGGGGGAACUCUGCUCCCAUGCCUCCCCACCCUGCACCCAGGCAGCUCUCUGGCCUUCGCUGCAGGCAGGUGAGCUCCAGAAGCUGCAGCCUGGGCCACCUGGCAGCUCCAGGUGCUAUGUGUGUGCGCUCCCAUGGAGACGGCCCCGGGGUUGGUGGCAAGAAGGCUGUCUCCCAAAGCUUUGUGGAUUCAGGAGAGGGAGAGACUGAAACAUCAGGUCCUUCAGGGUAGUCUGCCUGACCGCUCUAGUGCCAGCGAAGCCCAGGUCAUCUCCUGCAAGGCCACCCGGCGUCUGGUCUGAGGAUGGCCGAGCAGCAGGGCCAGGAGCCUGAGGCUGAGUGCCCUGUCUGUUGGAACCCCUUCAACAACACGUUCCACACCCCGAAAGUGCUGGAUUGCUGUCACUCCUUCUGCCUGGAAUGCCUGGCCCACCUCAGCCUGGUGACUCCGGCCCGUCGCCAGCUGCUGUGUCCACUCUGUCGCCAGCCCACUGUGCUGGCCUCUGGGCAGCCUGUCACUGACUUGCCCACGGAUAUUGCCAUGCUCACCUUGCUUCGCCUGGAGCCCCACCACGUCAUCCUGGAAGGCCGUCAGCUCUGUCUCAAGGACCAGCCCAAGAGCCGCUACUUCCUGCGCCAGCCCCAGGUCUACACACUGGACCUAGGCCCCGAGCCUGUGAACCAGACUGGGCCCCCCCAGGACAUGGCCUCUGCCACCAGGCCCAUGCCCAUCUCCAUCCCCAGCCACUACUCUCUGAGGGAGUGUUCCCGCAACCCUCAGUUCCGGAUCUUUGCCUACCUGAUGGCUGUCAUCCUGAGCGUCAUGCUCUUGCUCAUCUUCUCCAUCUUUUGGACCAAGCAGUUCCUUUGGGGGGUCGGGUGAGCAUCUGUUCCGGAUAAGGAACCAAGCCUUUCUCGGCCGCUGCUGGGCAUGGGGACUGCAGAGCCUCGUUUGGGGCUGCCUUCCUUUGUAGCAUUGUUCAUUUUUACAACCCAGGGAUCAGUUAGACCUUGUGUUUGCUUCUGGGAACAGAGACAGUCCUACUAUAAUGAGAACCUCUGAAAGCUAAAGGGCUGGGGAGAGCUGUGAAGAGCGUGUGAACCAUGGGGUCAUGGAAGGGCAGAGAAGCAGGUCUGUGACUCCAGAGCUACGUAGCAAGCUGUGCCAAAGGGUUGGACGACUAGCCAGGAAGCUGACCACCAGAAAUAGCAAGUCGCAUUUCUCCUUGGAGCUGCUCUGAACUCGGUUCACAUCUCCUUGAGUUGCUCUUUUUAUUAUGUGUUGCUAAAAAAUUUGGAAAGUGAGAUUUAGUUCUGUGAGCAAAUGUGUUUGUUUUCCCCUUUCUGUUUUCUGCUUGGAUAUCUUACCACCAGUCCCAGUAAAAAUGGU
This is a messenger RNA of Equus quagga, 1788 nucleotides long. RefSeq names its product ring finger protein 183 (gene RNF183). Gene Ontology annotation, molecular function: ubiquitin protein ligase activity. The record is from RefSeq and is a predicted model, not a curated record. The transcript is spliced from 2 exons. Gene Ontology annotation, biological process: protein ubiquitination. Lineage: Eukaryota; Metazoa; Chordata; Mammalia; Perissodactyla; Equidae. Bases 703 to 1281 code for a protein of 192 amino acids.